AUGCAAAAUUCAAAUUUCGCUAUUAAAUCUGGUGGGCAGACUGGUGUUGAAAGAGGUACAUUAGAUGCUGCCAGAGAUUUUAAUACUCAAACAGAUAUAUAUGAUACAAUUAUUAAUAUUACUGGAUGGUGUCCAAAGGGCAGAAGAGCAGAAGAUGGACAAAUUUCAGAUGAAUAUCCUCUUAAAGAAACUGCAACGGAUAUCUAUUUAAGUGAUAAUCAAGAAAAUGUUCCUAGAUGGUUUAAUGAACAUCAAGAAAAUGUUCUUAGAUGGUUAAAUGAACAUCAAGAAAAUGUUCUUAGAUGGUUAAAUGAACAUCAAAUAAAUCAUUUAAAU
This is a messenger RNA of Racocetra fulgida, 336 nucleotides long. The record is from the annotation of a GenBank genome assembly. Lineage: Eukaryota; Fungi; Glomeromycota; Glomeromycetes; Diversisporales; Gigasporaceae.